Messenger RNA from Sphenostylis stenocarpa, 2559 nucleotides. NCBI's taxonomy places the organism in Eukaryota, Viridiplantae, Streptophyta, Magnoliopsida, Fabales, Fabaceae. The record is from the annotation of a GenBank genome assembly.
AUGGAAGCCAGCUCGGUUUCCAAAAUGCAGUUUGCGUUGUUUGGGUUGGCGUUGUGGUUGGGUGUUCAGCUGGAGUGGGUUCACUGUAGUGUUACCUACGACAGAAAGGCCAUCCUCAUCAAUGGCCAAAGGAGACUCCUUUUUUCUGGCUCUAUACAUUACCCCAGAAGUACCCCAGAUAUGUGGGAAGAUCUGAUUUACAAGGCUAAGGAGGGAGGGCUAGACGUCAUUGAAACCUACGUCUUUUGGAAUGUUCACGAGCCUUCUCCUGGCAAUUUCAACUUUGAAGGAAGGUAUGAUCUGGUGAGGUUCGUGAAGACAAUACAGAAAGCGGGGCUAUAUGCUCAUCUUCGCGUUGGACCUUAUGUCUGUGCAGAAUGGAAUUUCGGUGGUUUUCCUAUUUGGCUCAAAUAUGUUCCAGGCAUCAGCUUUAGAACAGACAAUGAACCUUUCAAGAGGGCAAUGCAAGGGUUCACUGAGAAGAUUGUGGGAAUGAUGAAGAGUGAGCGUCUCUAUGAAUCUCAGGGUGGCCCUAUAAUACUCUCUCAGAUUGAGAAUGAGUACGGGCUACAGAGUAAAUUACUUGGACCCCCUGGCCAAAGGUAUAUGAACUGGGCUGCAAAAAUGGCUAUUGAAACGGGAACGGGAGUCCCCUGGGUGAUGUGCAAGGAAGAUGAUGCACCAGAUCCUGUGAUAAACACAUGCAAUGGCUUUUACUGUGAUUAUUUUACUCCUAAUAAACCCUACAAGCCUUCAAUGUGGACUGAGGCUUGGAGUGGAUGGUUUUCUGAAUUUGGAGGUUCAGUACAUGAAAGACCUGUUCAGGAUUUGGCAUUUGCAGUUGCCCGAUUCAUACAGAAAGGAGGAUCUUUUGUAAACUACUACAUGUAUCAUGGAGGAACCAAUUUUGGCCGCACAGCUGGAGGCCCUUUCAUCACCACAAGUUAUGAUUAUAAUGCUCCACUGGAUGAAUACGGUUUGAUCAGGCAACCUAAGUAUGGUCAUCUAAAGGAGCUUCAUAGGGCUAUUAAGAUGUGUGAGCGGGCUUUAGUUUCAACUGACCCAACUGUUACUUCAUUGGGGAAUUUUCAACAGGCUCAUGUAUACUCGGCAAAAUCUGGAGACUGUGCUGCAUUCCUCUCAAACUAUGAUGCAAAAUCUUCUGUUAGAGUGGUGUUCAACAAUAUGCACUAUAACGUACCUCCGUGGUCCAUCAGCAUCCUUCCUGAUUGCAGAAAUGUUGUUUUUAAUACAGCGAAAGUUGGAGUGCAAACAUCUCAGAUGCAAAUGCUGCCAACAAAUACACAUAUGUUCUCAUGGGAGAGAUUUGAUGAGGAGGUUUCGUCUCUUGAUGACAGCUCUGCAAUUACAAUCACUACUUCUGGUCUCCUGGAACAGAUAAAUGUAACACGGGAUACCAGUGAUUAUCUUUGGUAUAUAACUAGUGUUGAUAUAGGUUCAUCCGAAUCCUUUCUCCGAGGAGGCAAACUACCUUCUCUCUUUGUUCAAUCCAUGGGUCAUGCUGUGCAUGUUUUUAUCAAUGGUCAACUUUCAGGUUCUGCCUUUGGAACACGGGAGGAUAGGAGAGUCAGAUAUACUGGCCCGGUAAACCUCCAUGCUGGCACAAACAGAAUAGCACUGCUCAGCGUUGCCGUUGGACUUCCUAAUGUGGGAGGACAUUUUGAGACUUGGAACACAGGAAUCCUUGGUCCAGUUGUACUCCGGGGACUUGACCGGGGAAAAUGGGAUUUAUCUUGGCGUAAAUGGACUUAUCAGGUUGGGCUGAAAGGAGAGGCCAUGAAUCUUGCAUCUCCAAAUGGUAUCUCCUCUGUAGAGUGGAUGCAGUCAGCAUUAGCUUCAGACAAAAAUCAACCACUGACGUGGCACAAGACUUAUUUUGAUGCUCCAGAUGGAGACGAGCCGUUGGCAUUGGACAUGGAGGGUAUGGGUAAAGGUCAAAUAUGGAUCAAUGGACUGAGCAUUGGAAGAUACUGGACUGCUCCAGCUGCUGGUAAUUGCAAUAAUUGCAGCUAUGUGGGCACCUUCAGACCUCCAAAGUGCCAGGUUGGUUGUGGCCAACCAACCCAGCGAUGGUACCAUGUACCUCGAUCUUGGUUGAAGCCAAAUCAUAAUCUGCUAGUUGUUUUUGAGGAACUCGGGGGAGAUACCUCAAAGAUAUCACUUGUAAAGAGAGCAGUGAGCAGUGUCUGUGCUGAUGUGUCUGAGUACCACCUAAGUGUUACGAAUUGGGAGAUUGAAAGCUAUGAGAAAUCAAUAGAGUUCCAUGCCCCCAAAGUUUACUUGCAUUGCAGUCCUGGCCAGACCAUCUCGUCCAUUAAAUUUGCAAGCUUUGGAACUCCUCUCGGGACCUGUGGAAAUUAUGAGCAGGGAGAUUGUCAUUCUCCCUCUUCCUAUUCCAUUCUAGAGAAGACAUGUAUAGGAAAGCGAAGAUGCACGGUCAUUGUGUCAAACAGAAACUUUGGGGAUGACCCUUGUCCAAAUGUGUUGAAGAGGUUAUCAGUUGAAGCCGUUUGCACUCCAACCAAGUGGAGGGGCUGA